AUGAAGCUUACCUGUGUCCUCAGAGGGCCCUGGGCUGCUUUCCCCUGUGUCCCUCGGCGCCCCUGUUCCUGCCCCGGUCCCGUCGGCGCCCUGGCGUUCCCUGCCCCCGUGUCCUGGCCGGGCGCCCCUGACGCUCCUGCCCCCGUGUCCCGUCGGCCUGGCGUUCCCUGCCCCCGUGUCCCGUCGGCGCCUGGCCGCCUGCCCCCGUGUCCCGUCGGGCGCCUGGCGUUCCCUGCCCCGUGUCCCGUCGGCGCCCUGGCGCUCCUGCCCCCCGUGUCCCGUCGGCGCCCUGGCCGUUCCCUGCCCCCCGUGUCCCGUCGGCGCCCCCUGGACGCUCCCUCCCCCCGUGUCCCGUCGGCGCCCUGGCCCCCCUCCCCGUGUCCCGUCGGCGCCCCCUGGCCGCUCCUGCCCCGUGUCCCGUCGGCGCCCUGGCCGUUCCCUGCCCUCCGUGUCCCGUCGGCGCCCCCUGGACGCUCCCUGCCCCCUGUGUCCCGUCGGCGCCCCCUGGCCGUUCCCUGCCCCCCGUGUCCCGUCGGCGCCCUGGCCGUUCCCUGCCCCCCGUGUCCCGUCGGCGCCCUGGCCGCUCCCUGCCCCCCGUGUCCCGUCGGCGCCCUGGCGUUCCUCCCCGUGUCCCGUCGGCGCCUUGGCCGUUCCCUCCCCCCGUGUCCCGUCGGCGCCCCCUGGCCGUUCCCUGCCCCCCGUGUCCCGUCGGCGCCCUGGCCGUUCCCUGCCCCCCGUGUCCCGUCGGCGCCCCCUGGACGCUCCCUCCCCCCGUGUCCCGUCGGCGCCCUGGCCGUUCCCUGCCCCCCGUGUCCCGUCGGCGCCCCCUGGCCGUUCCUGCCCCCGUGUCCCGUCGGCCCUGGCGUCCCUGCCCCGUGUCCCGUCGGCGCCCUGGCGUUCCCUGCCCCGUGUCCCGGCCGGGCCCCUGGCCGCUCCCUGCCCCCCGUGUCCCGUCGGCGCCCUGGCCGUUCCCUGCCCCCUGGCGUUCCCUGCCCCCGUGUCCCGUCGGGCGCCUGGCGUUCCCUGCCCCCGUGUCCCGUCGGGCCCUGGCGCUCCCUGCCCCCCGUGUCCCGUCGGCGCCCCCUGGACGCUCCCUGCCCCCUGUGUCCCGUCCGGCGCCUGGCCGCUCCCUGCCCCCCGUGUCCCGUCGGUGCUCCCUGGCCGCUCCCUGCCCCCAGUGUCCCGUCGGUGCUCCCUGGACGCUCCCUGCCCCCCGUGUCCCGUCGGUGCUCCCUGGACGCUCCCUGCCCCCCGUGUCCCGUCGGUGCUCCCUGGCCGCUCCCUGCCCCCCGUGUCCCGUCGGUGCUCCCUGGCCGCUCCCUGCCCCCAGUGUCCCGUCGGUGCUCCCUGGCCGCUCCCUGCCCCCAGUGUCCCGUCGGUGCUCCCUGGCCGCUCCCUGCCCCCAGUGUCCCGUCGGUGCUCCCUGGCCGCUCCCUGCCCCCCGUGUCCCGUCGGUGCUCCCUGGCCGCUCCCUGCCCCCAGUGUCCCGUCGGUGCUCCCUGGCCGCCCUGCCCCCGUGUCCCGUCGGUGCUCCCUGGCCGCUCCCUGCCCCCAGUGUCCCGUCGGUGCUCCCUGGACGCUCCCUGCCGCCCGUGUCCCAUCGGCGCCACGGCUGCUCAGCUACCUACCUCCCUACCUCCCUACCGGCGCUUAUCAGCGAUUUACCUGCCUGAAGUAAAUGCUUUUUUUAUCUGA
Pseudoliparis swirei is the source of this 1695-nucleotide messenger RNA. RefSeq lists its product as uncharacterized. The record is from RefSeq and is a predicted model, not a curated record. The coding region runs from base 1 to 1695 and encodes 564 amino acids. The transcript has 2 exons. Lineage: Eukaryota; Metazoa; Chordata; Actinopteri; Perciformes; Liparidae.